Messenger RNA from Jatropha curcas, 1035 nucleotides. RefSeq names its product protein disulfide isomerase (gene SCO2). The record is from RefSeq and is a predicted model, not a curated record. Lineage: Eukaryota; Viridiplantae; Streptophyta; Magnoliopsida; Malpighiales; Euphorbiaceae.
UACCAAAACGAACAACUAUUUCAUUCCCCCAACUUCAACCUCUGCCUCUCCCUCCUAAUUACAAAACCCUGCAAAUGCUCCCAAUAAACCCUACCUCCCUCUUCUUCUGUUCUAAGCCCUCUACUCUAAUCCCUAUAUCGCCCACUGCCACCACCACGACAACCUCCACCUCUCACCGUUGUUUCGCAGCUGGCGACCUUCGAGCAGGCCCCACAUUUCCUAGGUGGUUCCAGUUCACAUCCGCUGCCGACGCUGGCAGCAUCCGAAUUGGCCAGGAAUCUGAGGGACCUGCAUCUUCUCCGACGGCAGACGGAGCCUCCAUAGCCCCUCAACGGCGGGGAGUUGGAGGCAGUAAUGGUAGUGUUCGAGUGAAUGCGAAAGAGAAGAAAUGGUCGAGAAAUAGAGAGAGCUAUUUGACUGAUAAUGAAGACGUUCUUCCUCUUCCUAUGACUUAUCCUAACUCUAAACCUGUCCCUGCUGAGGAGAUUGAUAAACGGCUACGAUGCGAUGCCGAAAUUCAGGAUUGUAAGGAAGUGGUUUACGAGUGGACUGGAAAAUGCCGAAGUUGCCAAGGUUCAGGAUAUGUAAGCUAUUAUAAUAAAAGAGGGAAGGAGAUCACCUGCAAAUGUGUACCUUGCCUUGGGAUUGGAUAUGUGCAAAAAAUAACAGCUCGCAAGGACAUUGAUGUAAUGGAGGACUUGGACAAUGGAAAGCCGCCCUGACUAAAGUCAGAUUUUACUCCAGGGAGUAUACUUAAUAAUACUUUUGAUGAUUUGUAGUUUUUACUUCUUUCUUGUAAAUUGACCAUUUAUGGUUAUAGAGAAUAAAAUUUGGCAUCCUCGAAGGAAGAAUUUGGACAAGUGAUCCAAAGAAUUCAUUGUAAUUUUUGCAUAGAAUUUAUUCUUUUCUUGUUUUCCUGUCAUAUCUUCAACCACAGUUUUGUUCUUCUUAUCUACAAAUAUGCUUUCAGAAUCUUUUGUUCUGGGACUGGCAAGUUGCUCAAGGAAUAAAAAGCUAACUUUUUGUUUAAAUAAA